ACACCACGAGACGAAUCGUGCGCAUGUCGCAGAGCAUCCGACCGCGCUCGCAUGUCGGUGGCAAGAGUAUGGCGCUCGGCUAUGGCCACGACGAGCGUCCAAGCUCCAUCCAUGCUUUCGUGCCGUCGUGUGACCCCGUUGCACUCUAAUAUAAGUCAAGCCUCUCCCGGUAAGUAGCGAAGGUUGACUAUACUUGACAUAUCCGCCCUGGGAACGUGCUGUUGGGACCGCGUCUGUCGCUUUCACAUCGCUUUGUCGUUCUUGAACAUCUUGCAAGAAUCAUCAGUCGCUACUCCUUGCUUCGAGUGUUCGCUGUACAACAACAUUCAUCAGGUAAGAUCUCCACUCCCAAAUUGGAUAGCACGAUUCACAGUCCAAGCUUCCGCCUACGCUCAUGGCAAUCUCUCGCCCGUCAAUCCUCCUUUGCGCAGAACAACAAGGAUACUAUCCACAGCGCGUUGACACCGUACUUACAGUUUUGCUAUAGAUUCUACUGUACCAUUCCAAAGCAUAGCCAUUUUAAUCAACACGCGAUCGAAUUACACACAUCACGAUGAAGACCUCCACUACAGCGGCCGUUGCCACCUCCAUUCUCCUCUCGGGAGUCAGAGCCCAAUACACCAUUGAUCCUCAAUCCGUCUCAAAGAGCACCCGUGAAUUCUGGUGCCAACAACAAAUUACUCAAUGUCCACUCAUCUGCCUCGACCAAGGCAGCUCGACCGGCUCGACCGAAGCCAACGAAUGCGACUCCGAUGCCCUCACCUAUGCCUGCGUCUGCGAUGACGGCCGCUCGCCCAAUGUCUCCGAGUAUAGCAACACGCUGCCCUACAGUCUCUGCACCGAGUGGGGCUCACAAUGCGUCUCAAACUGCAACGGCGAUCCCACCUGCGCUGAAAAAUGCCGCAGCGACCACCCCUGUGGAGCGCAGAAUCCUACACGCCAAAACACCAGCACCCUGACACAAUCGAGCACCGCCGCGCCAUCGGGCACAGGUAGCCAGAGUGGAAGCAACGCGCAAGUCACAACGGACUCGGACGGGAGCACGGUGACGGUGUACAAUGGUUUCGGUUCAUCAGGCCAGACAACACAGAACGAGAACGGAGGUGUCAGCAACGUGCGCGUCUGGGCUUUGGGUGUGGGUCAGACUUUCGGGACACUGAGCAUCAUGGGCCUUGCAACAUUGGGCUUUGCUGUUCUGUUGUAAGAGCCUAGCGAUUGGACUUCUGUUCCCGAUAAACCUCAAGAGGAGAAAGCAAGAGUUGGAUAACAUAUUGGAUGCAAACAAAGUUGGACACAAUGGGAUGUGGCCGACACGAGGCACAGCUGCACACGCAUGACACAGAGGAACACCACAUCCAGUCCACGCGACUCGUGCGAGUCCGCCGGUGUCACUGGGUUCAUGAGGCGGAAAGCUCUUGGUCACACGACAUCAGAGAUCUUCCUGCCCUCUGCACCCAACUUCUAUUACUAUCAUUGAUGAGGCGUAUGAUCGACUGCAUAGCGAGCAUUGGAGUUCUUGAUCUAUUGGUGAAUUAAUUCGGUCUCUUCAAAAGUAGCGUUUUGGGUAGCGAACUUUCUUUGAGCGAGGCUUUAAUGCAAAGACAUUUUUUCAGCUAUAAACAUUAAUACCAGUG
Messenger RNA from Cercospora beticola, 1634 nucleotides. RefSeq lists its product as uncharacterized. NCBI's taxonomy places the organism in Eukaryota, Fungi, Ascomycota, Dothideomycetes, Mycosphaerellales, Mycosphaerellaceae. The record is from RefSeq and is a predicted model, not a curated record.